Molecule: messenger RNA, 1613 nt
Organism: Haliotis rubra (blacklip abalone)
Lineage: Eukaryota; Metazoa; Mollusca; Gastropoda; Lepetellida; Haliotidae
Product: torsin-1A-like
Exons: 5
Coding region: 80-1099 (339 amino acids)
Cellular component (GO): endoplasmic reticulum
Molecular function (GO): ATP hydrolysis activity; ATP binding
Source: RefSeq, a predicted model, not a curated record
AGAUAAGUCACUUCCGCGUCAAUCUCGGACUCAAAGGCAAGAACGAAAACAAACUUGCUCGCCCGAUGAAUGUGUAAAAAUGCGAGGCUGUGUACUGUUUACGGGAUUUUUUCUCAGUAGUACAUGCUUUCUGCAUUUGGCUGUGUGUAUUGAGCCAAUCUCCGGCAUUUCCGCUGCCGCUGCAGUAGUAGCCGCGGCCGUCAUUUCUGGGUUCGAUGUCUUGAAGAGUUAUGUUACUGAAACCUGUGGAGACCGCUGGAUAGUCAACAACCACACAGGUCUCCCAAAGCAGCUUAAUGAGAAGCUGUAUGGCCAACACCUUGUUCUGAAAGCUGUGACCAAUCACAUCCGUGGACACAUCAAGUCUGCUGAGCCUGCCAAGGCGCUUGUUCUUUCCUUCCAUGGCUGGACAGGCACUGGGAAGAACUAUGUUAGUCGCAUUGUAGCAGAGCAGCUUUAUAAAGAAGGGAUGCGCAGCAAGUUUGUCCAUCUCAUCUCGGCAACCAAAGAGUUUCCACAUGAAGGAAUGGUGCCAUUCUAUAAGGACCAGCUGCGAUCCUGGAUUGAGCACAACAUCACCCACUGUUCUCGCUCAUUGUUUAUAUUUGAUGAGAUGGACAAGAUGCCAUCAGGUCUCAUUGACACCAUCAAGCCGUAUCUCGACUACUAUGAAAAUCUGGGAGGUGUCAACUACCGCAAAGCAAUAUUCCUUUUCCUGAGCAACACAGCAGGAAAAGACAUAACACAGUAUGUGUAUCAACAAUGGUCACAGGGCUACCCCAGAGAAGAUAUCAAAAUGGCAGAUGUUGAAAAGAUUAUUACCCGUGCUGCACUCAACUCAAAAACUGGACUUUGGCACAGUGAGUUGAUCACCAAGCACAUGAUCACAGCAUACAUCCCCUUCCUUCCCCUGGAGAAGACCCAUGUGAGGAAAUGCAUAAAAGACAGCAUGGUUGUUAAGGGUUACCCAGUGACCAGUGAGAGAGUUGAAAGUGUUAUUGAGGAACUCUCAUUCUGGCCUGAAAGUGAACAGGUUUUCUCUGUAACUGGCUGCAAAAGGGUAGCAGAAAAAGUGGAUUAUGUUAUGGAGGAGAUUUGAUUCUCAGGAAAAUACUGUCUUGUCUCUGUGGGUCAGGGUGGCAUUUGAAGGGCUAUGUUUGUUUAAAGGUGUUAACAUCCUUUUUGGUAUAUAUAGUACCCCAGGAAUUCUGUAGCUGUUCAUAAAAUAUGCUUUUCAUAACCCCUGUGGCCAAUGAAAAUUGACAUGUUAUGUCUACAGCUACCAAUUCCUGUGAUGCAAUAUUUAUAUGCUUGUAUCAAGAUGAAGUGAAGCUGAUCUCAUGACAUAGGACAGACAUUCCGUGAAUAACCAGCACCUUGAUUUGAGGUCACCAGAUCCUGUUGAGGUCACCCGAACCUGGAGAGGGGGUCACCAGAUCCCUGAAAGGAGGUCACUGCCGAACAGGGAGAUGAAGAUACCUCAGGACAUCUUUCUGGUGACAAAUAAAGCAGGAUAUGUUUCCUUCACAAGCAAUGGUGUUUUGAAUAGUGCUACGGUUGUAUGACUUUGGUGUAGGGCAAAAGCAUAAUUAAAGUCGAGUUCCUGAAGUUUU